Saimiri boliviensis boliviensis (Bolivian squirrel monkey) is the source of this 5146-nucleotide messenger RNA. RefSeq names its product ATPase phospholipid transporting 10B (putative) (gene ATP10B). Lineage: Eukaryota; Metazoa; Chordata; Mammalia; Primates; Cebidae. The record is from RefSeq and is a predicted model, not a curated record. Gene Ontology annotation, cellular component: plasma membrane. Gene Ontology annotation, biological process: phospholipid translocation. Gene Ontology annotation, molecular function: ATPase-coupled intramembrane lipid carrier activity; ATP binding; magnesium ion binding.
AUGGCCCUCUCCGUGGACUCAUCAUGGCAUCGGUGGCAGUGGAGAGUCAGAGAUGGCAUCUCCCAUUGUCCAUCAGAAACCACACCGCUGCUCUCUCCAGAGAAGGGGAGACAGAGCUACAACUUGACACAUCAGCGGGUCGUGUUCCCCAACAACAACAUAUUCCAUCAAGAUUGGGAAGAGGUCUCCAGGAGAUACCCCGGCAACAGAACCUGCACAACCAAAUACACCCUCUUCACCUUCCUGCCCCGGAACCUCUUUGAACAAUUUCAUAGAUGGGCUAACCUCUAUUUCCUGUUCCUGGUGAUUCUGAACUGGUUGCCCUCCAUGGAAGUCUUCCACAGGGAAAUCACCAUGUUGCCCUUGGCCAUUGUCCUGUUCGUCAUCAUGAUCAAGGAUGGCAUGGAGGACUUCAAGAGACACCGCUUCGAUAAAGCCAUAAACUGCUCCCACAUUCGAAUAUAUGAAAGAAAAGAACAGACCUACGUGCAGAAGCACUGGAAGGAUGUCCGCGUGGGAGACUUCAUCCAAAUGCGAUGCAAUGAGAUUGUCCCAGCAGAUAUUCUUCUCCUUUUCUCCUCGGACCCCAGCGGGAUAUGCCAUCUGGAAACUGCCAGCUUGGAUGGAGAGACGAACCUCAAACAAAGACAUGUCGUGAAGGGCUUCUCACAGCAGGAGGUACAGUUCGAACCAGAGCUUUUCCACAAUACCAUCGUGUGUGAGAAACCCAACAACCACCUCAACAAAUUUAAGGGUUAUAUGGAGCAUCCUGACAAGACCAGGACCGGAUUUGGCUGUGAGAGUCUUCUGCUUCGAGGCUGCACCAUCAGAAACACUGAGGUGGCUGUUGGCAUUGUCAUCUAUGCAGGCCAUGAAACAAAAGCUAUGCUGAACAACAGCGGCCCCCGGUACAAACGCAGCAAGAUUGAACGGCGCAUAAACACAGACAUCUUCUUCUGCAUUGGGAUCCUCAUCCUCAUGUGCCUUGUUGGAGCUGUAGGUCACAGCAUCUGGAAUGGGACCUUUGAAGAACACCCUCCCUUUGACGUGCCAGAGGCCAACGGCAGCUUCCUUCCCCGUGCCCUUGGAGGCUUCUACAUGUUCCUCACAAUGAUUAUUCUGCUCCAGGUGCUGAUCCCCAUCUCUUUGUACGUCUCCAUUGAGCUGGUGAAGCUCGGGCAAGUGUUCUUCUUGAACAAUGACCUUGACCUGUAUGAUGAAGAGACUGAUUUAUCCAUUCAGUGUCGAGCCCUCAACAUCACGGAGGACUUGGGCCAGAUCCAGUACAUCUUCUCUGAUAAGACGGGGACCCUGACAGAGAACAAGAUGGUGUUUCGACGUUGCACCAUCAUGGGCAGCGAGUAUUCUCACCAAGAAAAUGCUAAGCGACUGGAGACCCCAAAGGAGCUGGACUCAGAUGGUGAAGAGUGGACACAGUACCAAUGCCUGUCUUUCCCAGCCAGAUGGGCCCAGGAUCCAGCAACUAUGAGAGGCCAAAAAGGUGCUCCGCCUUUGAGGAGGAGCCAGAGUGCCCGGGUGCCCAUCCAGGGCCACUACCGACAAAGGUCUAUGGGGAACCGUGAAAGCUCACAGCCUCCUGUGGCCUUCAGCAGCUCCAUAGAAAAAGAUGUGACUCCAGAUAAAAACCUACUGAUCAAGGUUCGAGAUGCUUCCCUGUGGCUGGAGACCUUAUCAGACAGCAGACCUGCCAAGCCUUCCCUCUCCACCACCUCCUCCAUUGCCGAUUUCUUCCUUGCCUUAACCAUCUGCAACUCUGUCAUGGUGUCCACAACCACCGAGCCCAGGCAGAGGGUUACCAUCAAACCCUCAAGCAAGGCUCUGGGGACAUCCCUGGAGAAAAUUCAGCAGCUCUUCCAGAAGUUGAAGCUAUCAAGCCUCAGCCAGUCAUUCUCGUCCACUGCGCCCUCUGACACAGAUCUGGGGGAGAGUUUGGGGGCCAACGUGGCCACCACGGACUUGGAUGAGAGAGAUGAUGCAUCUGUGUGCAGUGGAGGUGACUCCACUGAUGAUGGUUUCUACAGGAGCAGCACGUGGGACCAGUGCGACACCCUGGAGUCUGGGUCGGGCACUUCCUUGGAGGAAGUGUUGGAGGCUCCUGCCCCAGGCCUGGCCAGUCCCGAGUUCUGUUACGAGGCUGAAAGCCCUGAUGAAGCUGCCCUGGUGCAUGCUGCUCAUGCCUACAGCUUCACGCUAGUGUCCCGGACACCUGAGCAGGUGACUGUGCGCCUGCCCCAAGGCACCUGCCUCACCUUUAGCCUCCUCUGCACCCUGGGAUUUGACUCUGUCAGGAAGAGAAUGUCUGUAGUUGUGAGGCACCCACUGACUGGUGAGAUCAUCGUCUACACCAAGGGUGCUGACUCGGUCAUCAUGGACCUGCUGGAAGACCCAGCCUGUGUGCCUGACAUUGAUGUAGAAAAGAAGCUGAGAAAAAUCCGAGCCCGGACCCAAAAACACCUAGACUUGUAUGCAAGAGAUGGCUUGCGCACUCUAUGCAUUGCCAAGAAGGUUAUAAGUGAAGAAGACUUCCGGAGAUGGGCCAGUUUCCGGCGUGAGGCUGAGGCAUCCCUUGACAACCGAGAUGAGCUUCUCAUGGAGACAGCACAGCAUCUGGAGAAUCAACUCACCUUACUUGGAGCCACUGGCAUCGAAGACCGGCUGCAGGAAGGAGUUCCAGAUACAAUUGCCGCUCUGCGGGAGGCUGGGAUCCAGCUCUGGGUCUUGACUGGAGAUAAGCAGGAGACAGCAGUCAACAUCGCCCAUUCCUGCAGACUGUUAGAUCAGACCGACACUGUGUACUCCAUCAAUACAGAGAAUCAGGAGACCUGUGAAUCCAUCCUCAAUUGUGCACUGGAAGAGCUAAAGCAAUUUCACGAACUACAGAAGCCAGACCGCAAGCUCUUUGGGUUCUGCUUACCUUCCAAGACACCACCUAUCACCUCAGAAGCUGUGGUCCCAGAAGCUGGAUUGGUCAUUGACGGGAAGACAUUGAAUGCCAUUUUCCAGGGAAAGCUGGAGAAGAAGUUUCUGGAGUUGACCCAGUAUUGUCGGUCUGUACUGUGCUGCCGCUCCACACCACUCCAGAAGAGUAUGAUAGUGAAGCUGGUGCGAGACAAGUUGCGCGUCAUGACCCUUUCCAUAGGUGAUGGAGCAAAUGACGUAAGCAUGAUUCAAGCUGCUGAUAUUGGAAUUGGAAUAUCUGGACAGGAAGGCAUGCAGGCCGUCAUGUCCAGCGACUUUGCCAUAGCCCGCUUUAAGCACCUCAAGAAGCUGCUGCUUGUGCACGGCCACUGGUGUUACUCGCGCCUGGCCAGGAUGGUGGUAUACUACCUCUACAAAAACGUGUGCUACGUCAACCUGCUCUUCUGGUAUCAGUUCUUCUGUGGUUUCUCCGGCUCCACCAUGAUCGAUUACUGGCAGAUGAUAUUCUUCAAUCUCUUCUUUACCUCCUUGCCUCCUCUCGUCUUUGGAGUCCUAGACAAAGACAUCUCCGCAGAAACACUCCUGGCAUUACCUGAGCUAUACAAGAGUGGCCAGAACUCUGAGUGCUAUAACCUGUCAACUUUCUGGAUUUCUAUGGUGGAUGCAUUCUACCAGAGCCUCAUCUGUUUCUUCAUCCCUUACCUGACCUAUAAGGGCUCUGAUAUAGACGUCUUUACUUUUGGGACACCAAUCAACACCAUCUCCCUCACUACAAUCCUCUUGCACCAGGCAAUGGAAAUGAAGACAUGGACCAUUUUCCAUGGGCUUGUGCUCCUCAGCAGCUUCCUGAUGUACUUUCUGGUAUCCCUCCUGUACAACGCCACCUGCGUCAUCUGCAACAGCCCCACGAAUCCCUACUGGGUGAUGGAAGGCCAGCUCUCAGACCCCACUUUCUACCUCGUCUGCUUUCUCACACCAGUUGUGGCUCUUCUCCCAAGGUGCUUUUUCCUAUCUCUACAAGGAACCUGUGGGAAGUCUCUAAUCUCAAAAGCUCAGAAAAUUGACAAACUCCCCACAGACAAAAGAAACCUAGAAAUCCAGAGUUGGAGAAGCAGACCGAGGCCUGUCCCUACACCUGAAGUGGCUCGACCCACCCACCACUCAGUGUCAUCUAUCACAGAACAGGACUUCAGUGCCAGCACCCCAAAGAGCUCUAACCCUCCCAAGAGGAAGAACACAGAAGAGUGGAUGAUCCAUGAACAGAGAUGCGGCAAAGGGUGCAUGAGGGAUGACUCAUGCUCAGGGGACUCCUCAGCUAAACUUUCAUCCGGGGAGCACCUGCUGGGGCCUCACAGGACAAUGGCCUACUCAAGAGAACAGACUGAUAUGUCCCGGCACUCAAAGAGGGGCAGCCAUCGCCGAUCCCAGAGUUCACUGACCAUAUGAGGAACUACAGAAAUCCAUACAAACUCAACAUAGGCCACCCAAUCACUGGCCCAAGUAACCCUUGACACCUUCCUCUUCACAGAGGAAACAUUGUGCCAGAGUUAUUCUUUUUUUCCCCCAGUAAGCUUGACUUCCUUGGAGGAAGGGCUGGUCCCAAGGGGGUUGACACAAAGACUGGAAAACCAGUCAGCCUCUAGUUUUCUGUGGCUGCCAGGCAGCACAUCUUGCAGAGUUUAGAUAAGGAGGCUGUUUUUGUUGCAUUGAGUUCUCAAAUUGGUUUAACCCAAAACCACUCUUCUGACCGUCUAGAUAAGUGCAGCCUACAAUCCAAUGCAAUUGGGCUGUAAGUUUCCAAGAUUCCAAGAAGUGUAUCAACCCAAGCAAUAUCUCAGGGUAUGGAAGUUUCUGGGUUUAUUUACAUCUCAGUGCCCAGAGUUAAAGUUUCAGAAGAGACUUGUACAGCCCUAAGAGACUUAGGGCUUCACCUCAAGUGUAUUGCCGUGAUGGGCGAGUUGGGAUUAUCCCUUCCAUGCACAGAGAGUUGGUUCUGCUUUUUGUCUCUAAGCCAAAGAAAAGCCACAUCUAAAGAUGAAAAGUGUAUUUGAACUCAGUGCCACAGACUCUUCUGAGGGUUGUAGGGUCACAGCUAGUGUAAGAGGCAUGAAGAAUAGACAUGCAAAAGGGAACAGAUGCACCAGAGACCCCUGUUUUGGUUGACGGACCACGUGUCCCAACAUCUGGGGAAUCUGACAAGAGGACA